Rotaria sp. Silwood2 is the source of this 1458-nucleotide messenger RNA. The record is from the annotation of a GenBank genome assembly. Lineage: Eukaryota; Metazoa; Rotifera; Eurotatoria; Philodinida; Philodinidae.
AUGAAUUCAAUAAAUAUAUGCGAAUAUGAAACUGAAUGUUCAAAAAUAGCAUAUUUUUCUUGUCACCAUUGUCCAAAAAGUUUAUGUCUUGAACAUCUUAACCAACACAAUACUUUAAAUAUUAUACGAGUACAAGAAUUAUCUAAUGAAUUGGAUGGAUUUGUAAAUCAUGUUUCAAAUCUUGAUACUCGAAAAACAUUUCAAAAUGCUCAUAAUAAACUUGAUGCUUGGAAAGAACAAAUAUCUGAUGACAUUGAAAGCAUCUAUAAAUUACAUUUAAAUGAACUUAGUUGCUUAGAAAAAGAAUUAAAUCAACAUUUAAAUAUCAUUAAAGAAUACGUAAGAUUAAAACUUUUGGAUUUAGGAACACAAUUAUUAACAGUACAGCGUAUUGAUGAAAUAUCUCAACGAGUACAAUUAUUACCGAUUGAAUACGAUCUAAAUCAACUUCGUCAAUUUUUUGAAUCAGUUCGAUGUGAACAAAAUAUCAAUAUAAAAAAUAUUUCUAUUGAUGCUUUAAUUAAUGCAUGUAAUGUAUUUUCAUAUCGACAGACAUUAUCGAAUAAUCAACUCGAACCUUAUCGAACAAUAUCAGUUGAAAAUAUGAAGAAAUUUGUAUCAAGUAAAAAUAAUGAAUCUAUUUUAUGGUUAGAUACUCAAAGACAAUUACAUUAUAUUAAUGAAAACUUUAAAACUCGUCUAUUAAACAUACCACAAACAUUAUUAACAUCUUCGAUUAUGUUAUCUAAUAAUCAUCAAAUAAGAAUAAAUGAUACCGAUAUUGUGGAUAUUAAAUGGUGUUCAUUUGCUGACGUAUUUCUCAUUCUUUUUCAACGAUAUUUAUUUUCAUUCAAUUAUAAAACAGAUCAAUUCACACAAAUUUCUAUUACACGAUACAAAGAUUACCCGUUAGGAAAGAAAAAAGGGAGACCAGAAUUUCGGCCCAUGAAAUUUUCGGCCCGUUUUCGGUGUAUAUCUUGUUUCAAUGACACAUCACUUUAUAUUUCAUAUUGUACGUCUGGUACUUGUAUUGAAUUAUGGAAAUAUUCACAUGAUAAUGGAAAUGAUAUUUAUUUGAAUGAGUGUUUUAAACAUUGGGAUUGUUUAACGAAUGACAAAAAUGAAUGGAUAUCACAUAUGAAUACAAUUUCGAAUUUACAUAUAGGUUUACUUAUUUGUAAAGGUUCAUCAAUUUAUAGACGUUUUGAAUUACGUGAUGAAAAUUUAAAUUUAGUAAAAAUAAUACAAUUAGAUAAUGAUUAUGUUGAUAGAUUUUUUCCAUUUCGAAAUGAUUAUUGGUUUAUUAAGAGUUUAUCUGGAAAAUAUUAUAUUUAUUCAAUAGGAAUAAAUACAUAUAAUUUAUUACCAUUUGAUUUCCCUUUUGGAUUACAAGAAUUUGGAAUUAAUUCAAUGAUUAUUGGUAUUGAACAAGAAAAAUUAAUAUUAUGUGAUAUUUAA